AUGCGGCGGUUCUGGAUACAAUGGCACGGCCUUCGCUCAAUUUCUUCGUUCCUCGAGAGCAUGACCCCGGAUAUCUCCCGCCAGAGUGAAGUGAAGGACUCGGUUGUUGAUAUUGUUGGAGCGUUGGUGUGGAUUCUUCAGUAUAAAAGUCAAGCUGUUGUUAAGUCUUUGAAACUUAACGUUCUGAAGCUGACCAGAAAUAUUCAAGACUUGAAAGAUAACAUGGUCCCAUCAGUUGAGCAUAAUGGCAAAAUCAUGGGGGAGAUUCUUGAUUUGAUCAAGUACUUAUAUAGCAACUUUGAAGGGCCUUCUCUUAUUCCUAAUGAUGAUGUGACUGACAAUGCCUAG
Messenger RNA from Linum tenue, 348 nucleotides. The record is from the annotation of a GenBank genome assembly. NCBI's taxonomy places the organism in Eukaryota, Viridiplantae, Streptophyta, Magnoliopsida, Malpighiales, Linaceae.